CACAGUUGAUUCUUUGGGAAGGUAUUGUCAUGCAAAUAAAGGACGCGUAAAAUAUUCCCCCAGAGCGCAGCGCAGGGCAGAGACUCACACGGACCGCGAGGAGGACACAGACCGGGCCACACGGUGGAUUUCUAUCGUUUGCGUCGCUACGCACCCGUCCAUCUGUCACAGACACCCUGGCCACAUGAGCAGCGACACAUAGCCAGGAAACAGGUUGGACCGCUCAAGGAGGACCGACGGGGAUCCAACAACGAGGAGGCUGCCCUGUGGAGAUAGUGGUCAUACACAUAUACACCAGUUCCCCCCAAGUGAAGUCGGAGGUGUCUUUCUUCUCCAUCCCCUUGUGUAGGCUACCUGCUGCUGCUACUACAGAAGGGGAACUAUAUCUAGAGACCCCUGGAUCACUUGAGAGCACCCCUUUAUGUUUCAGGGGAUUUAGGAUCUCUCAAAUAUUAACAUUUUUGCACACCAAGUGUGUCUUUUCCUCUCUUGUCCUUUUUGGGAUAUAUACAGUGAUCUUUUUUUUCCGUUUUAGUUCUUUAAGUGCCUUAACAACUGGUUAUAACCCAGUGUAACUGUGGCAUUGUUACCAGACCAGAGACGCUCAACAGGGAGAAGACGAUUGUUAUCAGCUUUAGAGCCCAGGCAGGAUUACUUGCUCCCCACUCUCCAGCGAGUUGCAACCAUGAGCCAGGCGGACGUGUCGACCUGCUCUGCGCCGCAGAGGGUUUUCCAAGAGGCGGUGAAGAAGGGCAACACCAAGGAGCUGCACUCUUUGCUGCAGAACAUGACAAACUGCGAGUUCAACGUCAACUCCUUCGGGCCGGAAGGACAGACUGCCCUCCACCAGUCCGUAAUUGACGGCAACCUGGAGCUGGUAAAACUGCUGGUGAAGUUUGGUGCAGACAUCCGACUGGCCAACAGGGAAGGGUGGAGCGCUUUACACAUCGCCGCCUUCGGGGGCCACCAAGACAUUGUGUUAUACCUCAUCACCAAGGCCAAGUACUCCUCUGGCGCCCGGUGAUCUGUCUCUGCUGUCAGGUAAAAGAAAAAAAAGUAGAAAAUAAAAAAUAACACCAGAUGAAAUAUAAAACUGCAACACAACACACGGGAAAGCCAGACUCUUGUAAAAGCAUAAAAAACUGCCAUUACCUACAUAGUUGUGCCAAAUUUUAUGAAAAGGAAAUAAACAUAAAGUAAAAGUAGGCCUGCACAAUUUUCUCUGUGUAAACCAAACGGAACCCUCUCUGCACUCUCGGGCCAGUCAUCGCAUGGCUCGCACACAGAGCUUCAACACGAGUCUUUAACACAAAAAAGAAACUCAUUUCGGUGAGUUUGUUGGUACUAAAGCUUUCCUCUUGAAUGUGCAUAUUAGAUCGUGUCGUCCACUCUAAAAGAAGCCAGUGUCUGUGCAUCCCAUGUGUGUGUUUGGACCCCAGAGUGCAGAUGGCCCAGUUUUUUUUUCUAUCACUGACCCCCCCAUUCUCAGUACAGUUGAAUAGUUUCUUUGUGGGGCGCAGAUUUGACCUGUUGCUCCUCAUUGUUCUGUAAAACCCUUUUAAGUUAUUUUAUAUGAAACACGGCACUUGAUGCUACAUGGCUGCAUGCUGGAAUAUCUGAAAGGGAAAACGCACGAACAAGAAGAGAAGAAGGGUUGCCCUCUGUUGGCUGCCAGAGGUCUUUAAUACAUUCACUGAUUCAUUUUUUUUUAACUCAAAGAGCGGCAUUAUGGCUAUCCAACACGUUUAUUUUUUUUUCAGAUGUGUAAUCUUUAUGUAACAACAACCGACUUCAUGGUUGUUGUGAAGUACUGUACACAAUAGCUUUACUUUGUUUCUGUUUUUAAAGGAAAGGAAAGAGACAGUAUGCGCUCUGCAGAUCUUGCCGUGCUGGCGUCCAACUUUUCAGGCCAGUGCGACCACUUUGCCAAGGGUCGCUGUGUUAACUAAAAAAAACCGCUGCUUUCGCUUUGUAUAAAAAGAAAAAAAACAUUUUUGGAAUUCACUUUAUAAUCUCCUUUCAGUAUUUUAUUAACAUCCUAGUCAUCACUGUGAAAGCAGGCUGGGUUUUUUUUAAUUUUUUUUUUUUUUUUAUUUAUGAAGGUACAUUGAGAAGAUGCAUUUUUGAAUAUGUUGUGGUUCUUCUUUUAAACAAAAAGAUCGUGGGUGAUUCAAGCUGCUUCAGACUCUUUAACUGUCCCGUGUGGAGGUAGACCUGCCACCCCACCCCACCCCACCCCAUCCCAUCCAUCCACCCACCCAUCACAAUUCCCAGAUCCCCUCCACCACCACCACCACCCCAUUUUGGCCUGUAGGUUCUCAAGGGGACUUUCUCCUCCUCAUCUUCCAGUUAAAAUGACUUUGUUUGGUUGCCUUUUCCCAGCUACCUCGACUGUAAAGUAUUCUCAAGUUGCUUUCUUGCCACAUUAUUUGGAGUCUGAAGAGAUUCACAGUUUGUGUGUGUGUGUGUGUGUGUGAUCAUCCACAUGCCAGCAUGUCUCUGCUGUGUUGUCUAACAGACAGACGGACUUCUGUGCAGCAGAUGCAAUGAACCCAUUCCUGCAUCCUCAGUCGGGACAGUUUAUUUUACACUACAACCAAACCAAUGCUGACAAGCAAAGCAUCCUGUUGACUUUCUGCAAAGGGAGUCUCGUCACUUUCACCGCCACUGUUGCAUGUUUCCCCUCCAAAACCUCCACGUUGCUCUCUUUCCUCUCUCUCUCUGUCCUCAUCAGCCUGUAUUUUUCUAUUUUAUUUCCAGUCAUACAUAAAUGGAAUUGUAUCACAUGACUUAUAAAUGCAGGGAGUUUUAUUGCACAAAAAUUGCGGAGCCUUGUGCGCCCCCAGUGUUCGUACGGGGUAACUGCAGGAGCCAAGGCUUUGGAAUAGUUACUACUACUGAGCAGGAGGCCAAUACUGUUGGACGAUGAAGACUUUAAACAACACAUGACUAUUGCCGGAUGUCACAGAAAAAAAGGAGGAAAAUUUGGUUUCAUAAACUUGCCUGCUGCAUUUUGAAAGUCAUGGCACCCUAACAUUUGUAACAAUGCUGCUUGUGUGUUUCUUUUCUUGUUAAUGUUGAUGUUUUUUUUGUUUUGUUUUGUUUUUAAUGGCCAACAGUUGUGUAGAAGCUUCACAGCAUCGCUGGUUCACCUCACGAGAAGCUGUUGAGAAAGUGCGUGUGUGUGUUUUUUUAUUAUUGAUGUGUGUGUGUGUGUGUGUGUCCAUGUCAUUGUGAACUUCUCGUGAGGCCCGUGCCGCUGCGUUAAACAGUCAUCCAGACUGAGAACUUCCCAUUUUCAACCUGGAACAACCACAAAAACAACAAAAAAAACAACCCAAACAAUAGUUCCACUCCAUGAUGGCAUAGAUUGGUAUCAGGCAACAAAUGAAAUAUGCAUCGCUUGUCUUAAACUUGAUUUUACUUUUUUUUUUUUCGUUUGAAUAUUGCACUGAUGACUGUUGUUGAAAAGGUUGGCUUUUAUGUGUCAACAUUUUAAUUUUUUCUGAAUGGAAAAAAAAACAAACACAACAAAAUACUAUUGUAUAAAUAUAUGCUCCAGGUGAUAAUGUCCUAAUGUGUGUAUUGCUUUGUGGAAAAAACAUGAUGUUUUUCGACAAAGAUGCGUGUAUCUCUGUGAUUGGGUGUAUGUAUAUAUACAUAUGGAUAUAUAUAUCGACGCUGAUGAUGAUGAUGAUGAUGAUGAUGAUGAUGAUGAUAUCUUGGGGCACUUUCUUUUCUGAAGUGCGGUCUUCCUGUCGUUGUUUUUUUAAAGGGGAAUAAUACAUUUGAUGGUAAGAUCAUUGUAACAUGAUUAAGAAUUGCACGGUUGUGCGGUUAUUUGGCAUACCAGGGUCAUAACAUUUAUGACGUAAGGAGCCAGCUGCCGGAUUGGUGUACAUGAGUGAGAAGAUUUUUUUUUUUUCUAAAAUAAAGGAAAAAAAAAAGUGCUGACUUCUUCGGGCCAACUUUUUGUGUUUCUGGUCUUGCUUCAUUUCAAGCAAGAGGAAACAGAUAGAUAUUUUAUUUUCAUGAGUGAUGCAGAUGUUCCAUCAUGUCUGUUUUUGUUUGUUUUUUGUUUUUUUGUAUUCUUUUUAUUUUUUGAACAUUUGUAACACUGUGAUGAUGACGUGAUGUCAUGUGGAGAUGAGUGCUGUAUUAUUUUUGUACGUUUGUGUACAAGCCAGUAAAGAAAUCAUUAAACUCAAA
This is a messenger RNA of Mugil cephalus (flathead mullet), 4209 nucleotides long. RefSeq names its product NOTCH regulated ankyrin repeat protein a (gene nrarpa). Gene Ontology annotation, molecular function: enzyme inhibitor activity; protein binding; phosphatase regulator activity. The transcript is spliced from 2 exons. The coding region runs from base 686 to 1024 and encodes 112 amino acids. Lineage: Eukaryota; Metazoa; Chordata; Actinopteri; Mugiliformes; Mugilidae. The record is from RefSeq and is a predicted model, not a curated record. Gene Ontology annotation, cellular component: cytoplasm.